AUGGAGUUCGACCCCAUCGCGUCAUCCUCAGAGCUACCCAGCUACUCCCCGUCAAUACCCUCUCCCUCUUACUCUUUCGAGCUAGCAUGUGGUGAACGGCUGCUCGAGCAAACACCCCGGACGCGUUCGACGCGACCUGCGGCUGAUUCUGUCUUCAUAAAGCGGGCGGGUAAAACCACUAUUGUCCUCAAUGAUCAGGAAGAGGGCGCGACCAUUCCUAAAUACGGUCGACAGGGUAUUAUCUCUGGCUCAGUGUUCUUCGACCACACCGAGAAUAUUGUCGAUGUUACUCUAAAAAUAAAAGGCAAGAUGGAUCUCACCAUCUCAGAGGCCGGAGGUGAAUCGAUCAAGCUUGUUGAGAGCGCGUACAAGUUAUGGUCACAAUCGUCUUCCCCUUCUACCUCGCGGACCGAGAGACCGACAUGUCCUGGACAACUCGUGUUUUCCGCCAUCCUGCCCACGACCUUUACCAUUGAGGGCAAACAAGUUCCACUACCUCCAUCAUACAGCGUCAACCACUAUAACGUCCCCAGCCUGUUUGUGAGAUGUUCAUACACCAUCCACCUGGUCAUCACACAGACACGGUAUAAGAAAAUGGAUAUUUGGCCAAAGACCAAACAGAUCAUGAUCCCUUUCAACUACGUGCCUAGAACACGCGCUCACCGACCGAUCAUUCCUAGUCCUUGCUUCUUUUCUGCAGUUAAGACCUCGCCGGAAGAAUGGUACCAAGCAGUGACACCCCUCAAAACUCGUCCAAAUGUUCAGUUGGAUCCAACAUAUUGUCACUUAUUUAUUCCUGGAGCCCGAAUCUAUGGUUUGAAGGACACCAUUCCAUUCCAUGUUCAGCUAACGGGAAACGUCUGCUCGCUCCAGAAGAUGUUUUCCGUUCAGCUCGAGCGAGUUCUAAGCGCGGAUUCAUACAACACUGUCGCAUCCAAAAAAUACGGAGAGGAAAAACCGCUGCUUAAAGUGUCUCUGCUACGACAAGUAUCCGUCACGAUGAAAGGAUUGAAGUCAUUCAAAAACAGUAUCAUAGGGGAGGGCUCAAUUCGGGCUAUACCUCCUGAUCUAACCGCAUGUCCGAUGGGGACCUGCAGAGAGGGGCAUGUAGAUUGGGAGGGCGAGUUGAGAUGUUCGGAAGAUAUUGUAACUGGGGGAUUCGAUGCGACGAGUGUCCAUGUCAAGGAUUUCAUCUCAUUGACAUUGACACCGCCUACACAGCAGUCGCCUCUCCUUGCCCUCCAAAUCACGAUUCCAAUCAGGCUGGUAACCGAUUCAUGCGACGUCUCAAGUUUUGAGCUCGCUUCUCGGUGA
Psilocybe cubensis is the source of this 1314-nucleotide messenger RNA. RefSeq lists its product as uncharacterized. The coding region runs from base 1 to 1314 and encodes 437 amino acids. Lineage: Eukaryota; Fungi; Basidiomycota; Agaricomycetes; Agaricales; Agrocybaceae. The transcript has 5 exons. The record is from RefSeq and is a predicted model, not a curated record.